Messenger RNA from Bursaphelenchus okinawaensis, 1479 nucleotides. The record is from the annotation of a GenBank genome assembly. Lineage: Eukaryota; Metazoa; Nematoda; Chromadorea; Rhabditida; Aphelenchoididae.
AUGUCAAUGUUAUUCUCAAACCCCGAGGUGUUGUCAGGUAAAAGUUUGAUUUUCUGUUUGAAAUUUUAGGUAACACCCUAAUUUUAAUUAAGAUUUCGUGAAGAUCGAUAACGUAACUUUGGAAAAUUGAUAAUAUAACCUUGAAUUUCAAUGAAAUUUCAAAUUAAAACUUUAAAUUUCAGUGAAAAUAGCCUCGAGAAGUGUUGCCGAUGUUUUCAGUUAUGGAUUGACGAUUUUUGGGGUACUUGUCGCUAUUAACAUGUUCUUCAUGUUGCUGACCAACUGUUCCAAGAUAAAGAAGAGGAAAGGGAAGAAGACUCGCGGUAAGGGGAAAAAGAAGCACAAGAAGAGUCAUGUACCUUCUACACCUCACAAGAAGAGGAAGAAGGACAAUCCUUACAGCCGUUUUGUGAGUUUCCUUUCAUUUUUGUGAUUUUACAAUUAUUUUUUCAUAAAAUUUACAGUUAUAGUGUACUAACUAAAGAUUUUCAACGAAUUUAGGUCCAUAAAGUUGACAUAUAACGAAAUGUCAAAAACAUUAUUGAUUGAGACGAAAUGCCACAAAUUUUAUUGGAUAACUAUAAUUAUUUUAAAAAUUUAAAAAAUAUUCAAUUUGAAAGAGCUAAACGUUUUUUCUAAGAUUUUAUAUUUUUUUUAUUUCAGGAACCACCAAAGGGUCCAUUCCGUAAACGUCCUACCGGCGUUGGUAUCGCCACAUCGCCUCUGAAGACGGCCGUUCCAGUUGAAGAUAAGCCCGAACCUACACAAUUGUUCACUUUGAAAUCAAAGUUAGUUCCGGAGAAGAAAGAAGAAAAAAAGAGCUCAGAAAAGGUGGAGAGCGAGAACAAAGAGGUAGGGAUUGAGUCCAAUAUGGGAAAAGGCUUGGUUAUUUUUAAAAAUAACUCUUUUUGAAAAGGGUCUAAAAUUCUAAAAGCUACAGGGAUUGUAGCUUACUUAUUUAGUCAACAACCCAUCGAAAGAAAUUUUUAGGUCAGGUUUAGUUUUAGUUACAUUACUGCAUCCAUCUUGAUUUGUUUCAAAGCAAAUUUUUAGUUUUUCAAAGUUUUUUCAAAUUUUUUAAAUUUUCAGAAGCCCAAAGGCCCUAAAACCUCAAAAGAAGAGAUAAGCCAAGAAGUGAGCAAAGAAAAAGAUCCGGAGAAAGAAAAGGAAGCAGAUAAGAAGAAAGAGGAGGAAGAGAAAAAGAAGGCCGAAGAACAAAAGCAACAAGAACAAAAGAAGGAUGAAGCCACGGAUACCAAGCAGAGCACUACUAGUAACAACACUAAUUCUCCAGCUCCAGAGAACGAGAACACUGAUGAUUCCGAUGGCCUGGGAGAGCUAAUGAGAAAGAGAAAUAAAGCUAACGCUGGCACACCAAGUGGAGAUCAUCAACCUCAAGUCAACUACCCUUGUCCUGACGUCACUCCAGAAGCGUUUUUGAAUUUGGAGAAGAUUUUGAAAGACAAUUUCAGAUUGUGA